This is a messenger RNA of Strongylocentrotus purpuratus (purple sea urchin), 1693 nucleotides long. RefSeq names its product alpha-2C adrenergic receptor-like. The record is from RefSeq and is a predicted model, not a curated record. Gene Ontology annotation, molecular function: G protein-coupled receptor activity; peptide binding. The transcript is spliced from 2 exons. Lineage: Eukaryota; Metazoa; Echinodermata; Echinoidea; Camarodonta; Strongylocentrotidae. Bases 31 to 1014 code for a protein of 327 amino acids. Gene Ontology annotation, cellular component: membrane. Gene Ontology annotation, biological process: G protein-coupled receptor signaling pathway.
UUUUCCAACAUAUUCUCCUUCGCCCACCUAAUGACAGUAGUCGCCAUAGCUGUUGAUCGAGUUCUCAUUGUGACGUCAUCGAAGGCACUCCCAGAUGGUCUCCUAAGGGUCUACGUCAUGGUCGCCAUAGCGUGGUUCAUCGGGACAUUGAUAUCUCUUGCACCCGCUACAGACGUCCUAUCUAGCAUUGGUUACAUCAGUGAAAUCCGGCAUUGCACAAUUAAAUUGGAAGUGUUGAAAUUUCGUGUAGUUUUCAGCAUCUUUUUGUUUGGUUUCAUGAUUCCUACGCUGGUAGCAAGCUACUCAGUAGUUGUCUACACUCUUUGGAGGCAGAAUCAGAACCUGAAGGAGUGUCAGAUAUCCGGAAGACGAGGGCGGAGUGCAUGCAGUGAUUCAAAGGGUGAAGGGAUUGAAACCAGUAUGUACACUGAAAGCAAACCAAACUCGGCUAGUAAUCUAUCAGGUGAAUACAACGACAAGAGCCUGGAUCAGUCUGACGGCGAAUCCCUUGACGCUUUAGACAAGGGCAUUCAUGAUGAUGCUUUUGAGAAAGGUGAAAAAGAACGUCCGCACGUGUCGUUCCCUAGAGAAGCAGGGAAUAAGGAUCGGGUGGUGUUCCAUAAUCGCAAAGAAAGCUCCACAUCUCUGGCCAGCAAUUCCUUGGAAGUGUCAAAGCCAGAGCGAUACAACCAGACGGAUAGGAAAGCCCUUGCUAAGCAGACCAAGAAAGAAAAACGUUCGUUGAGAGUAAAGAAGAGGAACUACAUCAUCCAGAGAAGGGUUUCAAUUAUGGGAGGGCUUCUAGUACUGGUAAUAACAUUGUGCUGGACACCGUAUGUGAUACUUCGAACCUUACAACCUGACAUUAAGGAUUCUGUCUAUGUGUUCGCCAUGUGGUUAGCCUAUUGCAUCACAGUCAUCGAUCCUGUCAUCUACGCCUUCAUGAACCAACGUGCAAGGAAAGAACUUAUCAAAUACAAGAACAUGAUAUUCAGCAAGAUGUGCUCUAAAUAACCGUCAUAACUCUGCUGAUGUGUAUCACCUGGUAAUAAAAGGAAGAGUUGAACAUGAAUUCUUCGUACUACAAACUGAAAGAAUGAAGGGAAGGGGCUCAUGCCUCCUUCAUUUUUGUAUACUCAAUUUCAUUAUUAUUCCAUCGUGUCCAAGGAUAUAACGAUAACCAUAUUUCACUGAUGCGCAGGAUUGUACUUUAUGUAAUUAAGGAGCAGUGCACAAUCGAAAAUUGAUUUCUAAGGGGUUCAUGUUUAACAAUAUUGUGUUAGGUACAAACAUUACGUUUCAUAUAUUUCAAUAUUGUCAGUUUUCCCAAUAGGACUACCGUAAAGGAGGAUCAUUGAUAUAUCACACCGUUAUUCUCUCAUUUCCCCUCUCUAUUUAUGCUCUUAGGGCUUUGUCCAAUAAUGAUUUGAUUUGACUUUGAAAAAUGCUAUGCGUCUAUAUAUAUAACAUAUAGGCGUGCAGAAAAUUGUCUAGGAACGUGAAGCGUAGCUGUACUUUACAAGUUUAUUACGAGCUUUCGGCUUGUGAGGCCUUCUUCAGGUUCUGAAGUAAAAACACAUACAAAAACAAAUACAUUGUAUAUAAACAAAUAUACACGGCGUACAAACUUAAUGCUUAAUAUCACUCAAUCAUAGUCAACCACCCGUUGUCAUGUCAGAGUUGAGAAUUCUCG